AUGGGGUCUGUUCGACACACUGACAAUCUCGUCUUUGACGAUAACUACCAUCUCAAGUUUGGUCCAGGCGAUCCCGACAACCCAUAUAACUAUUCGUUCUCACGGAAAUGCUACAUCACUGCCAUCGCCAUUUCUCUCGUCAUGAAUGCAACUUUUGCCUCCUCGGCGCCCUCUGGGUCUUUCCAGGGCAUCAGCGACGACCUCAAUGUCUCGGUGGAGGUGAUCGGCUUAGUUACCACUCUCUUCCUUCUAGGCUACUGCGCCGGUCCGCUCUUCUGGGCCCCCUUAUCAGAGUUCUACGGCCGUCGCAACAUCUUUUGUAUUUCUUUCACCCUUUACUUUGCAUUCGGCUUUCUCUGCGCCUUUACUCCUACAUUUGCGGGGCUUCUGGUCGGCCGCUUCCUCACUGGAACAGCAGCCAGUGCCGCGCUGACGAAUGCGCCUGGCGUUCUCGCUGAUAUAUGGAAUCCCGUACAGCGUGGCAACGCAAUGAUCCUCUUUGCUACAAUGACUUUUGUCGGCCCUGCACUUGGCCCAAUAGUUAGCGGAUUCCUGCAACUGACCAAAACCUGGCGAUGGACGUUCUACGUGUUGAUUUGGAUGGCUGCCCCCACAAUAUUGCUACUCUAUACCAUCCCUGAGACGCUUCCCGCGAUGGCUCUGCGCGGAAAGGCUCGGCUUCUACGGAAGACGACUCGUAGAGAAGAUAUAAAGGCACCUGUCGAGAGCAUAGAUCGCUCGCUGGCUGCCAUCUUCAGGCGCGAUCUCACUAGGCCUUGGAGAUUGCUACUGGACCCAAUUAGCUUCUUCGUCGCGGUCUACUACUCAAUUGUCUAUACGCUACUCUACAUGCUCUUUAGCAUAUAUCCUAUUGUGUUCCAGCAAAAGCGCGGGUGGAACGCUGGUGAUGGCGAAUUGCCAUUGCUGGGCGUAGUGAUCGGGGCCUGCCUCGGCGGCAUCGCCCUAUUCAUUCAUAGCACGCGAAUUCAACGCGGUGGCUGUGAUCAGAAGAAGACGUCCCAUGUCCCAGAGGAUCGCCUACCUGGCGCCAUAGUCGGUGGUAUCAUGUUUGUUGUGACAAUAUUCUGGUUUGGUUGGACGGCAGAGUACAACUCUGAACACUGGGCUGUGCCAACAGUGGCGGGCACUUUUCUCGCCAUGUCCAUCCUCCUCAUCUUUGUCGUCUUUAUCAACUACAUUGUUGACACAUACACAGCAUAUGCUGCGUCUGCGCUGGCGGCAAACACGGUCUUGCGUUCCGCCUGUGCGGCUGCGUCUCCAUUGUUCACAGACUACAUGUUUAAUGCACUUGGUGUGGGCGGUGCUGCGUCACUUAUCGGGGCUGUUGGUGUAUUACUGAUGCCGAUGCCGUUUAUAUUCUACAGAUACGGCGCCGCUAUACGAUCGAAGUCGAAGUUUGCCGUCAAGGACGAACCGUCACGACCUUCUGUACCUUUGGACCUGGUACUUGAACGUGGAGUCGGCGGAUGA
Trichoderma atroviride IMI 206040 is the source of this 1491-nucleotide messenger RNA. RefSeq lists its product as uncharacterized. The record is from RefSeq and is a predicted model, not a curated record. Gene Ontology annotation, molecular function: transmembrane transporter activity. Gene Ontology annotation, biological process: transmembrane transport. Gene Ontology annotation, cellular component: plasma membrane. Lineage: Eukaryota; Fungi; Ascomycota; Sordariomycetes; Hypocreales; Hypocreaceae.